AAUAAGCAGUAAAAAAAUAAAAAUUGCCUUGUAGGCCUACAAGUAUAUUUUGCUUCGUUUCCAGUAGCUGACAUUUUGUCGAGGAUAAUGAAAAAAUCAACAGAUAACAGUGAGCGAUUUUAAUUUUUUCCAUCAACUACCCAAUGGAUACUACAGCUUCAACAACACCUUCAAUACCUCACGAUAAACAUUUUAUUCUGAUUGUAGUAGCCACAUGUAGUGGAAUUUUAUUCAUGGCGUCUAUCAUUAUGCUGAUUUGCUGCAUCCAGAAAAGGAACAGACUGCGGAAGAAUGCAAAAGAACGUGAGGUGAAUACAACUAAAAUCGAUCUACCAAAAACAGAUGAAACAAUUUUAUCGCUGGAACACAUGACAGCCCAUCAUGUCGUUGAAUCACCAUUUCAAACUGACCCUGUUUUAUAUUCAACAAUAGACGAUAUGACCACCUCUGGAAAGGGUAGACUACUUGUUAAAAAUGUCUUAUAUGAAGAGAAUUCUUCUGGUAUUACAAAUCCUGAAAUAGUAAACAAUAUAAUAUACAACAUGGAUGAAAACACUGCUACCAACGGUGAUCACGUUAAUAAUGAUGACAACGGCCAUGAUAUGGUGGAUAACGUGCUUUAUGGAACAAACGUAGCGCAAUGAACAUAGAGCACGUCAUUAUAUCUAUAGUUACAAAGUUAACAAACAGUUCAGGUAAAGUUGACUUUAAACAAAAACAUAUCACAAAUAAAAUUCCGACCAAUAAUUAGCCUAUAAUCUUCCACAGACCGUUGUUGAGAUCGCAUGAAGUGUCGAAUUCGAAAUUAGUUGUUUUUGUUGUUGAAAAUCGCUCUCUUCUCAUCUAAUGAACCAAUCGAUUUUAAAUUUUUAGUAUCCACUAGAACAGGCGUCGGCAACCUUUUGUCGCUCGCGGGCCAAAAUUAAGGGUUGCAAGUCAUUGGCGACCCGCACAUAUUUUCAGAAA
Molecule: messenger RNA, 966 nt
Organism: Styela clava
Lineage: Eukaryota; Metazoa; Chordata; Ascidiacea; Stolidobranchia; Styelidae
Source: RefSeq, a predicted model, not a curated record